AUGAACAAAGGUCCGAAAGAAUUGGAGGGCCGCAAGUAUCCAGCAAGAGCCCAUGCACUGACGGUCAAAAAUCACUUUAUCCAAAAGAAGGCUGACAUUUCAAGUCGUUCUGCAAUCUUUAUUAGUGGCGAAGAUCUCAAGUUGUAUCCUUACUGUGACCAAACAGCUCCUCUCAGACAGAAUCGUUAUUUCUUUUAUCUGUCAGGUUGUAAUAUCCCUGGAUCCCAUGUCCUUUUUGACUUGGACGCCGAAUUGUUAAUUCUGGUGCUACCAGAAAUUGAUUGGGAUGAUGUCAUGUGGAGUGGGAUGCCUCUUUCGAUUGAAGAUGCCUACAAGACGUUUGAUGUGGACAAGGUGGUAUAUCUUAAAGAUUUGCAAGGCUUUUUGUCGUCGUUUGGAAAAAUAUAUACAACUGACAUCAAUGAUGAAAAUUCUAAGUUUGGCAAUCUACUAACAGAGAAAGAUCCUGACUUGUUCUGGGCUCUGGAUGAAUCCAGAUUGAUCAAAGACGACUAUGAACUCACUCUAAUGAGACAUGCGUCAAAAAUUUCUGACAAUUCCCAUUACGCUGUCAUGUCGGCUCUUCCAAUUGAAACUGACGAAGGCCAUAUUCACGCUGAGUUUGUUUAUCAUUCGUUAAGACAGGGAUCUAAAUUUCAAAGUUAUGACCCGAUUUGUUGCAGUGGACCAAACUGUAGUACCCUUCAUUAUGUUAAGAAUGACGAUUCUAUGGAGAAUAAACACACCGUUCUAAUCGAUGCUGGUGCAGAAUGGAACAACUAUGCUAGUGACGUUACAAGAUGUUUUCCCAUCAAUGGAGAUUGGACGAAAGAGCAUCUUGAGAUCUAUAAUGCUGUUUUGGAUAUGCAGGACCAAGUUAUGAAGAAGAUUAAGCCUGAAGCCCAUUGGGAUGAGCUACACCUUUUGGCACAUCGUGUUCUCAUUAAGCAUUUUUUGAGCCUCGGCAUAUUUCAUAACGGAACAGAGGAUGAGAUAUUUGAGAGUGGAGUCUCAGUAUCAUUCUUUCCUCAUGGGCUGGGUCACCUUUUAGGAAUGGAUACUCAUGAUGUUGGUGGGCACCCCAACUAUGAUGAUCCAAACCCUCUAUUGAGAUACCUAAGAUUGAGAAGAGUGUUGAAAGAAAAUAUGGUAGUUACGAACGAACCUGGAAUCUACUUCUCUCCCUAUCUUGUUGAAUUGGGACUGAAGGAUGAUAAUAAGGCAAAAUAUGUCAACAAGGAUGUACUGGAAAAGUAUUGGUAUGUCGGAGGUGUGAGAAUUGAAGACGAUAUUCUUGUUACGAAAGAUGGGUAUGAAAACUUCACCAAGAUUACUAGCGACCCCGAAGAAAUUUCCAAAAUCGUUAAAAAGGGGUUGGAGAAGGGUAAAGACGGGUUCCAUAAUGUUGUAUGA
Molecule: messenger RNA, 1413 nt
Organism: Komagataella phaffii GS115
Lineage: Eukaryota; Fungi; Ascomycota; Pichiomycetes; Pichiales; Pichiaceae
Product: Putative X-Pro aminopeptidase
Exons: 1
Coding region: 1-1413 (470 amino acids)
Molecular function (GO): manganese ion binding; metalloaminopeptidase activity
Source: RefSeq, a predicted model, not a curated record